CACCGUAACGAUAGCAUUCUAAGUGAUUUUAUCCUCGUUUUACACCGGGUGGAAUUGCGUGUCGAAAUAAUCAAAUAUGCGAGAUAGUUUGGAGAAGAAGAUAUAGACCCACCUCCUGUUAUCAUCCACAUUUCUUCAAUCCGGCGGAUCUCCAGCAGCCGAUUAUCAGAAUCUUCGCUUCCAAACGAAACACGAAUUUCUCCUAUCUCGUUCAAGUGAUUUUGGCUUAAUAGUGUUGAAAUCAUGGCGGGGGCUGUGGUGCAAUCUACCAGCUUUCCUUCAGUUUCCAGUGAAAACAAGAUCCAUUCAAAGAGAUCUGGAAAUGCAAAAAGACGAGUCAAAAUGAUGUGUAGCUUACAAUCUCCUCCAAUGAGGGUGAGGACUUUCUCUGGUUUACAUGGAGUCAAUGCAUUAGACAACAUGGUCAACAGAAGCCAUGAUUUCCACUCAAAGGUAGCAGUAGCCACCUCUGUUAGGAGAGGAAAAGGAAAGGCUUCAAGAAUCAUGCCAAAGGCCAUGUUUGAACGCUUUACAGAAAAAGCUAUCAAAGUUAUUAUGCUUGCACAAGAGGAGGCAAGACGCCUUGGUCAUAAUUUUGUGGGCACAGAGCAGAUUUUGUUAGGUCUUAUUGGUGAGGGCACUGGUAUAGCAGCAAAGGUUUUGAAAUCAAUGGGAAUUAAUUUAAAAGAUGCACGUGCUGAAGUAGAAAAAAUUAUUGGUAGAGGUAGUGGAUUUGUUGCUGUUGAGAUUCCAUUUACACCUCGUGCAAAGCGUGUUCUUGAACUAUCACUAGAGGAAGCCCGACAACUAGGUCAUAAUUAUAUUGGUUCAGAGCACUUGCUUCUUGGUUUGCUUCGUGAAGGUGAAGGUGUAGCAGCUCGUGUUCUUGAGAAUUUAGGUGCUGACCCAAAUAACAUUCGCACACAGGUGAUUAGAAUGGUUGGGGAGAGUGCAGAAGCUGUUGGUGCUGGAGUUGGUGGUGGGAGCUCUGGAAACAAGAUGCCAACUCUAGAGGAAUAUGGUACCAAUUUGACAAAGCUAGCAGAAGAGGGUAAGUUGGAUCCUGUUGUUGGAAGGCAGCCACAAAUUGAAAGAGUUACUCAAAUUCUGGGAAGACGUACAAAAAACAAUCCCUGCCUCAUUGGAGAACCUGGUGUUGGAAAGACUGCUAUUGCAGAAGGUCUUGCCCAAAGAAUUGCAAAUGGGGAUGUUCCAGAAACAAUCGAGGGGAAGAAGGUGAUUACUCUAGACAUGGGUCUACUUGUUGCUGGGACAAAGUAUCGCGGAGAGUUUGAGGAGAGAUUGAAGAAGCUGAUGGAAGAAAUCAAACAAAGUGAUGAAAUUAUUCUAUUUAUCGAUGAGGUCCAUACUUUAAUUGGAGCAGGAGCUGCAGAGGGGGCUAUUGAUGCUGCUAACAUCUUGAAGCCAGCUCUUGCUAGAGGUGAAUUGCAGUGUAUUGGUGCUACAACCCUUGAUGAAUACCGAAAACACAUUGAGAAGGACCCUGCAUUAGAGAGACGAUUCCAGCCUGUAAAGGUGCCUGAGCCAACAGUCGAUGAGACAAUACAGAUUUUAAAGGGGCUCCGAGAACGAUAUGAGAUCCACCACAAGCUCCGAUACACUGAUGAAGCGUUAGUAGCUGCUGCCCACUUGUCAUAUCAGUACAUAAGCGACCGCUUUCUUCCCGAUAAAGCUAUCGAUUUAAUCGAUGAAGCCGGUUCACGUGUCCGACUUCGUCAUGCGCAACUUCCAGAAGAAGCCAGAGAGCUGGAGAAAGAACUUAGACAAAUAACAAAAGAGAAAAACGAAGCAGUCCGUGGUCAAGACUUCGAAAAGGCUGGCGAGUUACGCGAUCGAGAAAUGGACCUUAAGACACAGAUAUCCGCUCUUGUGGAUAAAAACAAAGAGAUGAGCAAGGCGGAGACCGAGGCGGGAGAGGAGGGCCCCACCGUAACCGAAGCAGACAUCCAACACAUUGUCUCGUCAUGGACCGGGAUCCCGGUCGAGAAAGUCUCGACCGACGAAUCCGACCGUCUCCUCAAAAUGGAAGAGACGCUUCACACACGAAUCAUCGGUCAAGACGAAGCGGUCAAAGCCAUUAGCCGCGCCAUCCGCCGUGCCCGUGUCGGUCUAAAAAACCCCAACCGCCCCAUCGCGAGUUUCAUCUUCUCGGGUCCCACCGGUGUCGGGAAAUCCGAACUCGCGAAAGCGUUAGCCGCGUACUACUUCGGCUCAGAAGAAGCCAUGAUUCGCCUCGACAUGAGUGAGUUCAUGGAACGCCACACCGUCUCAAAGCUCAUCGGCUCCCCUCCCGGUUACGUCGGCUACACGGAAGGCGGUCAGCUGACCGAAGCGGUCCGCCGCCGCCCCUACACCGUUGUCCUGUUUGACGAAAUCGAAAAAGCUCAUCCCGACGUCUUCAACAUGAUGCUUCAAAUCCUUGAAGACGGAAGGUUGACCGAUAGUAAAGGAAGAACGGUUGACUUUAAGAACACGCUUCUAAUCAUGACAUCAAACGUCGGAAGCAGUGUGAUCGAGAAAGGUGGGCGGAGGAUCGGGUUUGACCUUGACUAUGACGAAAAGGACAGCAGUUACAACAGAAUUAAGAGUUUAGUCACGGAGGAACUAAAACAGUAUUUCCGGCCGGAAUUCUUGAACAGAUUAGACGAAAUGAUCGUGUUCAGGCAGUUGACUAAACUCGAGGUCAAAGAGAUUGCUGAUAUAAUGUUGAAGGAAGUUUUCGAGAGGUUGAAGGGUAAAGACAUUGAACUUCAAGUGACUGAGAGGUUUAGGGAUCGGGUUGUGGAGGAAGGGUAUAAUCCUAGCUAUGGUGCGAGACCGCUGAGACGCGCAAUCAUGAGGCUUCUAGAAGACAGCAUGGCGGAAAAGAUGCUUGCCCGUGAUAUCAAGGAGGGCGAUUCCGUAAUUGUUGAUGUUGAUUCUGACGGUAAUGUUACUGUUCUUAACGGUAGCAGUGGAGCUCCACCGGAGGCAUCGCCUGAGCCAAUCUCGGUGUGAAAGUACAACGCUGGCCAUCUUUAAGCAUAAAUCAUAUAUGUUGUUGGAACUCUGAUGUUUAUAAUUUCUUA
Messenger RNA from Lactuca saligna, 3089 nucleotides. The record is from the annotation of a GenBank genome assembly. Lineage: Eukaryota; Viridiplantae; Streptophyta; Magnoliopsida; Asterales; Asteraceae.